AUGCUCUCUCACGCCGACCUCCUGGAUGCUCGGCUGGGGAUGAAGGAUGCUGCAGAGUUACUCGGUCAUCGAGAGGCUCUCAAGUGCCGGCUGGGUGGCGGGGUGCCCGACCAGGGGCACCCGGGAGACAUGGCCCCCGGUUCGGACUCCGUGGAGGGAACCACCCUCUUACCGGGAGAAGACAUCGCCACCGUGGGAUCCAACUCCGGCGGCAUGACGGUGAACGGGAAGGAGCAGGAGAAGCAGCAGCAGCAGCAGCAGCAGCAGCAGCCGCAGCAGAGCUCCAGUCAGUCCGCCAAACAGAAGCGGCACAGGACGCGCUUCACGCCGGCGCAGCUCAACGAGCUGGAGCGCAGCUUCGCCAAAACCCACUACCCCGACAUCUUCAUGAGGGAGGAGCUGGCUCUGAGGAUCGGCCUCACGGAGUCCAGAGUUCAGGUUUGGUUUCAGAACAGACGCGCCAAAUGGAAGAAAAGGAAGAAGACCACCAAUGUGUUCCGCUCCCCGGGGACGCUGCUCCCAACACCGGGCCUGCAACAGUUCUCUGCCGCGGCCGCCAUGGAGAACAGCCUCUGCUCCUUCCACGCCAACGACUCUCGCUGGGCCACGGGGAUGCCGGGCGUCUCCCAGCUGCAGCUCCCGCCGGCCAUGGGUCGCCAGCCGGGCAUGCAGUCCCUGUCACAGUGCGGCCUGGGCCCGGGGCCACCAAACUCCAUGGGUCUCUCCAACGGCCUUUCCUCCAACGGCUCCGGCCUGCAGUCCCACCUCUACCAGUCGCAUUUCCCCGGAAUGUCGGCCUCUCUCUCCGGCCCCACGAACGUAUCGGGCUCGUCGCAGCUGUGUAGUUCCCCGGACAGUGACAUGUGGAGAGGGACAAGCAUCGCGUCACUGCGGCGCAAAGCGCUGGAGCACACAGUGUCCAUGAGCUUCACUUAG
This is a messenger RNA of Cyclopterus lumpus (lumpfish), 936 nucleotides long. RefSeq names its product homeobox protein orthopedia B-like. Gene Ontology annotation, molecular function: DNA binding; DNA-binding transcription factor activity, RNA polymerase II-specific. The record is from RefSeq and is a predicted model, not a curated record. Bases 1 to 936 code for a protein of 311 amino acids. NCBI's taxonomy places the organism in Eukaryota, Metazoa, Chordata, Actinopteri, Perciformes, Cyclopteridae. Gene Ontology annotation, biological process: regulation of DNA-templated transcription; neuron differentiation. The transcript is spliced from 3 exons.